UCUACUAUUCCUCUUCGACUCCCGCUUGACGCCGUCCGUUUCCCUUCUUCCGCGUCUCCCGAACUUCCCAAGUCUCUUCCAUUUCCCUUCUUCCAGUAGCUUCCUGCCUUCCUCCGCCUCCGCCUCCGCCGCCGCCGCACUCAACCAAACCAAACCCCAAGCGAGCGAAGCGAGCUCCGAGCUCUCCCCCCCUCUCUCCACGGUCGAGCGCGGAUCCCGACCGAACUGGCGAUGCAGAACCCGGCGAGCCACCCCGUCGACCUGCCGCUGGCGGCGCCGCCGCCGCCGGUGAAGGCGCCGACCCCGCGGCCCCCUCCGCCGGCCUCGAUGCAGCCGGAGUCGCCGGGGGUGUUCUUCACCGCCGCCGCGGCGGCCGCCCCCGCCGGCUCCUCCCACCGCCGCAUCGCCAUCGCCGUUGACCUCUCCGACGAGUCCGCCUACGCCGUCCGCUGGGCCGUCGCCAACUACCUCCGCCCCGGGGAUGCCGUCAUCCUCCUCCACGUCCGCCCCACCUCCGUGCUCUACGGCGCCGACUGGGGCUCCGUCGACCUCUCCCUCCCCGCCAACCCUAACCCUAGCGACCCCCCGUCGGCCGAGGACGACGCUGAGGCCGCCGCGCGCAAGAUGGAGGACGACUUCGACGCCUUCACUGCUUCCAAGGCCGACGACCUUGCGAAGCCCCUCAAGGACGCCGGGAUCCCCUACAAGAUCCACAUCGUCAAGGAUCACGACAUGAAGGAGAGGCUCUGCCUCGAGGUGGAGAGGCUUGGCCUCAGCGCGGUCAUCAUGGGGAGCAAGGGCUUUGGCGCCUCCAGGCGGACCAGCAAGGGGAGGCUUGGAAGCGUCAGUGAUUACUGCGUGCACCAUUGUGUGUGCCCGGUGGUGGUGGUGCGUUUCCCUGACGAUGGUGUGGCAGAGGGCGGAGAUGGUGGCGCAGCGGAGUUGGCAGUGGGUGAGGAAAUGCUGCACCCUGUGCCGGAGGAGGAUGCUGAGUACCAUGACGCCACUGAAGAGCACAAGGAUACUUGAUCGAUUGCUGUAUGAUGAUGUCCUCUUUGACCCAGCAUGUAAAGGUUAUAGCAGUCAACUGUUUCCUGGGUGCUAACUGCCGUUUCUUCUGAGGGCAUUUGCUGUUCCGUGCAACUUUCGCUGCCUAUGUUUAUUCAUGCUUUGUUGUAUUUUCUUGUCUUGUUUUAUGUAGUUUUAUCUGACUGUUGUACUGCUUGCACCGUUAUUUUUUAUGAUUUAGAACUUUUGUGCUUUCUCAACUUCACAAGAUCCGUUUCUGAAUUCUGAUGAAAGUUACAGUUUGCCUACUUAGCGAACCAAGUAACGGUCUCCCUAUUUUUUUUUUCUUGCUGUACUUCCCAUCAAAGUAAGAUUGUGGUAGUAGAUAUGAUGAAUCUCUCGAUUUGCCCGUGUCAAUAUCUGUCAAAGGAAACUUUAUCUUUUUUUUAAUCUACUGUUAGGAAAAGCUGACGUUU
Messenger RNA from Oryza brachyantha (malo sina), 1484 nucleotides. RefSeq names its product universal stress protein PHOS32. The record is from RefSeq and is a predicted model, not a curated record. Lineage: Eukaryota; Viridiplantae; Streptophyta; Magnoliopsida; Poales; Poaceae. The transcript has 3 exons. Bases 232 to 1029 code for a protein of 265 amino acids.